Pipistrellus nathusii (Nathusius's pipistrelle) is the source of this 525-nucleotide messenger RNA. NCBI's taxonomy places the organism in Eukaryota, Metazoa, Chordata, Mammalia, Chiroptera, Vespertilionidae. The record is from the annotation of a GenBank genome assembly.
AUGAAGCUGGUGAUAGUGCUCAUGCUGACCGCCCUCCCCCUUUUCUGCUAUGCCGGGAGGACUCAGACCAUUGCCCAUAAGUUCUCUGAAUGUCUGUUUCUCCUGGGAGGUAAGAUGGCCAUCGUCCUGGCUACGCCCAGCAAGGAGGUGGUGCCUUUGUGUGCUUUCUUCCCAGGUUCUGGCUGCCCAGACAUAGAGUAUGUGAUUAGAAAGACCAUUGAUCCCCAAGUGUCCAAGGCUGAAUUCAUCCAAGACCUUGAAAAGUACAUCACUGGUGGGAUUACUGAGAUGGCCCUCAGGAAAUUUAAGCAGUGUUUUCUCGACCAGAGCGACGAAACCCUGGCUAACGUUGGCAAGCUGAUGGUAAUGGUGGCUUCUUCUUCCCGCUCUGGCUGCUCUGGCUGGGCACCAGUGGGCUUUCAGUUCUCUAUUAACUACUUUUUUCUUAGUCACUACUUUUUAAGAUGUAUUUUUAUUGAUUUCAGAGAGGAAGGGAGAGGGAGAGAGCGAGAGAAACUUCAGUGA